AUGGCAUCGACCGACAGGCAGACCGAUCGUGGGCUUGAUCACGGCUUAGGCACAACUCAAGCAUCGGAAAAAGAAGCAGACGUUGCACAGGGUCCUGGGAAUGGAGUUUUUACGACUGAGCCUGACAAUAACUCGGAUCAGGAAUCUCUUGACCAUGAGGCUCAGGCUGGUGUUAAGGCUGUUCAAGCUGCCGCGGCUGUAUGGACCAAGUCUCAGUUGGUUUUGGCCUAUGUGAUCAUCUGGUUUAUCUAUUUUGUCACAUCCAUACAGGAAGUUGUCAUCCGCUCUCUCAACCCAUAUGUGACCAGUGCUUUCAGUCUUCAUUCUCUGACGGCUGCCACGAGCAUCAUGUCUAAUAUUAUCGGAGGUUUGAGCAAGAUUCCCCUCGCAAAGAUUUUGGACUCCUGGGGCCGUCCCCAGGGCAUGGCCUUGAUGCUUUUCAUCUGGAUCAUCGGCUUUAUCAUGAUGGCAGCUUGUGACGGCGUGCAGACCUAUGCUGCUGCGCAGGUUUUCUCUUCCGUGGGAUCCCAGGGAGUGAGCUACUGUCUUACGGUCUUCAUUUCCGAUACUUCCGCACUGAAGAACCGAGCCCUCAUGUUGUCAUUUGCAACUUCGCCGUAUAUCAUCACCACAUGGAUCGGUGGACCGAUCUCUCAGAGUGUUUUGGAGGGCCCUGGAUGGCGUUGGGGCUUUGGUGUCUUCACCAUCGUCGUGCCUGUCGUGGUCGCACCCCUGUGCAUUUUGUUCUUCUUCAACCAACGGAAGGCAAAGAAACUUGGACUCUUGACUCGUUCAAGCGGUCCUAUCACUCUUUCUGUGGUCAAGAAAUACUGCAUCGAGGUUGACCUGCUUGGAAUCAUCCUUCUUGCGGGCGGCAUGGCUUUGUUCCUUCUGCCGUUUAGCCUGUGGUCCUACCAGGAAGACCAAUGGAGAUCCCCAAUGAUCAUUUGCAUGAUUGUGUUUGGAGGGCUUCUCCUGAUCGCUUUCGCUCUAUACGAAAAGUUCUGGGCUCCAGUGACCUUCAUUCCAUUCAGUCUGCUGAUGGAUCGAACGGUCUUCUUUGCUGGGCUCAUGUUUGUGUUUGAGUUCUUCAACUCUAUGGUCUGGGGCAGCUACUUCAGCUCAAUGCUACAAGUGGUCUGGGGCCUCAAUGUGACAGAAGCCAGCUAUGUGUCAGCUAUCUACCGAGUUGGUUCAUGUCUUUGGUGUCUACUGGUUGGAUUCCUGAUUCGUUGGACUGGCCGUUUCAAAUGGCUUGUUGUCUACUUUGCCAUGCCACUCAUGAUCCUCGGCGUUGGCCUCAUGAUCAAAUUCAGACAGCCUGAUGUGAACAUCGGCUACAUCUGCAUGACUCAAAUUUUCGUUGCAUUUGCUGGAGGAACAAUCGUCGUCUGUGGUGAGCUUGCCAUGAUGGCACCUUCCGACCACCAACAUAUCGCUGUCAUCCUGGCAAUGCUCAAUCUGUUCUCCAGCAUUGGCAGUGCAAUUGGAUCUACUGUAUCUGCUGCAAUUUGGACUAGCGAGUUCCCCAAAGCACUCGCAAAGUAUGUCCCAGCGGAUGUGAGCGUGGCAAAGGUCUACUCUGAUAUCAAUGCUCAGCUCUCAUAUGCUUGGGGAAGCACCGCUCGGACCGCCAUUGCACAUGCUUAUGGUGACGCUCAGCGGUACAUGCUCAUUACCAGUGUCUGCAUGUUAGCUGUUGCUUGGGCCUGUGCUGGUAUGUGGAGAGAUAUCAGAAUCAAGGAUGUCAAACAGGUCAAGGGUACUGUUAUUUAG
Molecule: messenger RNA, 1776 nt
Organism: Penicillium olsonii
Lineage: Eukaryota; Fungi; Ascomycota; Eurotiomycetes; Eurotiales; Aspergillaceae
Source: the annotation of a GenBank genome assembly